AUGGGUAUUACUGUUAUUGGUUCUUUGAACUACGAUUUAGUGACCUAUACUGACAAAGUUCCGGAUGGAGGGGAAACAAUACGUGCAAAUUCGUUCGAGACUCAUACAGGAGGUAAGGGUUGCAAUCAAUGUAUAGCUAUUGCCAGAUUGAAAAACCCUCAAGACAAUUAUACUGUCCGAAUGGUAGGAAGUGUUGGUAAUGAUGCCUUUGGUGCUCAAUUACUGGAUACAUUGAGAAGAGAUGGUGUUGAUGUUGACCAAGUCAAGGUGUUAGAAGGUGUCAGCACUGGUACAGCUACAAUAUUGGUGGAAGAGAAACUUGGUGGCCAAAAUAGAAUUUUGAUUGUUAAAGGGGCCAAUGGCGAAAGUAAAUAUAGUAGCCAACAAUUGAAGGAUAUGUUCAAAGAAACAAAAGAAAAGGAGUAUGUGGUAUUCCAACAAGAAAUUCCUAAUGCCGAUUGUGUGAUGAAAUGGAUUCAUGAUAAUAUUAGCAACUCUGUAAUUGUAUUCAAUCCUUCACCAUUUCAACCUAUUGCAAAAGCACAUUGGAAUGCUGUUGACGUUUUAGUGGUUAAUGAGAUUGAAGCUCUUCAAGUAAUAGAAGAUGCAGAAGGACCUGAGAAAGUCAAAGAGUACAAAGAGAUGAUUAAUGAUAAUUUUAUUAGCACUUACAAAAAUAUAGCUAUUCGCUUAAAGAGUCAAUAUGUAAAUCCAGAAGGAAAGAGGGCAGUAAUUAUUACCCUGGGUUCGAAAGGUGUUCUAUACGUAUCUAAACAAAACCCAGAAGUCGGUUACAUGGAUGCAAUACAUGAUGUAAAAGUAGUUGAUAGUACUGGUGCAGGUGAUACCUUUUUGGGUGCUCUAGUAACCCAACUUUAUGAAGGAAAACCAUUGUCAGAAGCUAUCAAGUUUGCCACUUUUAGUAGUUCGUUGGCAAUUCAAAAAAACGGUGCUGCUGAGAGUAUUCCAAAGCAUAAUGAUGUGAAGGCUGUAUUAUCGUAA
Messenger RNA from Nakaseomyces glabratus, 1002 nucleotides. It is a transcript of the gene RBK1, whose product is annotated as putative ribokinase. Lineage: Eukaryota; Fungi; Ascomycota; Saccharomycetes; Saccharomycetales; Saccharomycetaceae. Gene Ontology annotation, biological process: D-ribose metabolic process. Gene Ontology annotation, molecular function: ribokinase activity. The record is from RefSeq and is a predicted model, not a curated record.